Messenger RNA from Mesorhabditis belari, 738 nucleotides. Lineage: Eukaryota; Metazoa; Nematoda; Chromadorea; Rhabditida; Rhabditidae. The record is from the annotation of a GenBank genome assembly.
AUGGGCUUGGAUGAUUAUCAGUUGGUUUGUGGGGUCAAGGAUCGUCAAUCAAUCAAUAUCACAAAGAAAAGACACACUCAGGCGCACACGAUUCUCCUAAAAUAUAAUGUGGGAUGCAUUGGAAAUAUUACUCUGUCACCCAGUUGCUCAGUCCCAAUGUACGUCUCCGGGAUUCCAUCAAAAGCAGAAGCAAGUCGAAUGUUGCUUCAUACAUUCACAAGCGAUCGUGCCAGUAAAUUUGUCCGUACUUGCCUUUCCGUUCCCAGCGUUACGCUCAUUGUACCGGCUGGUUGUGCUUUCCGGACUAUUUUGACGAGCAAUGAUCAGGAGUUGUUCAGAGAGUGGCGACGAGCAACUAUGACAACUAUUAUCCAGAUCUUGCCCUUACAUCAAGAAAUACUUUCAUUUGAAAGGACGGCAAGUUUGAUCCAGAUGCGGAAUUUUCCGUGGAAGUUGUCAGCUCAUCGGGCAUCGGGUCGCAACGGGCAUUUGAACAUCACUUCUUUCCCGGAUUGGGUUGAAAAAUACGAAAGGAUUCAUCUUCCGAUGCCGGUCAUAAAUCAAACAUACAAUCUCGUCACAAAGGGUUCCUAUAUCGAAUGGCAAACUUUCGAGAAAAACGGGGGACUUUUACUAAACUACGAAAUGAAAGGCCUUCCAAAAGGGGAAAUGCUUCCAAAAAUAACCUCAUUAAUCUCAAAUGUAUUCAAUUGGCCAUCGUUUUUGUUCGUUUUAUUU